AUGCGUAUCGUAUUGUUCAGGCACAACUCAUGGGAGCCACGUGAGAAUAUAUUGGACGAGAGAUUAUUUGCGGAAUACGAAGCAAGGAAAGCGAAGAAGAACGAUCGAAAGCGGUCAAGUACAAGUUCAGCAACAUCCAAAAAGUCGCCACCCACUAAAAAGUCUAAACGACUAAGCGCUGCUGAACACCACAAACUCAACGACGAUGACAGCGAUGAUAAUGAUAAUCUAGAUGAUGACGAAGGUAAUGAUGAAAUUAAUUCAGUUCUCUUCUGA
Molecule: messenger RNA, 276 nt
Organism: Anisakis simplex (herring worm)
Lineage: Eukaryota; Metazoa; Nematoda; Chromadorea; Rhabditida; Anisakidae
Source: the annotation of a GenBank genome assembly